ACUUUCCCUAAUGUACUGUAAACCCAUUAUAGAAGGCGGUUUGCUUUAGCACAAUCUCCAUCUCUCUGUCAAUGGUGGUUUGGGUGGAGCUUUACUCAAACCCAUUAUACCCAUCCAAAGAUUCUCUCUAUUUCUUUAUCUUUCCCUUCUCUUCCUCUCGCCCUUCGCUUCCCUUUCCCUAACGAAAGGAAAAACAGAACAUAUAACAAACCCUUUUUGUUUCUUCUCUUCUCCUUCCUCUCCCAAACAACUUUUUUCUUUCUUUUUUUUUUUUGUUGGGUUUUGAGGGAGAAACAGGAAAACGCAAAAAUAUUUACAUGAAAUUGGAUCCAAUUUUGUUAUAAAAUUCCUUCCUUUAUAAAUAUUUCCUUUUAUAUUCCAAAUAACGGCAAAAAAUUCAUGGGGAACAUCGGAAGUAGCGGAUUAAAUGGCCGGCGAAGGCAUGGCAGCCGGCGAAACCACCCUCCGCCACCUCCUCCAACACAGCCACAACCGGAAAUCCCCGCCAAUCGUUAUGUCUUUGCCGCCGCCACGCCGUAUCCGCCUCAAUACCCGAACACGAACCCGCCCCAGUACUACCAGUACCCUGGCUACUAUCCGCCUCAGCCGCCGGUGCCAUUGCCGCUUCGGGCUCCAUACGAUCAUCAUAAUCGGGGUGGGCCCCACAUAGAUCCCGCCAAUUGGAGUAGGUAUGCUUACGGACCAAUGAUGCCACCGCCUCUGGUGCCGCAUAUAGAGCAUCAAAAGGCGGUGACGAUAAGGAAUGACGUUAAUUUGAAGAAAGAAACUUUGAAAUUGGACUCUGAUGAGGAGAAUCCUGGGAAGUUCUUGGUUUCUUUCACGUUCGAUGCUACCGUUGCUGGAAGGAUGACUGUUAUUUUCUUUGCAAAAGAAGGUGAAGACUGCAAUCUGACACCAAUGAAGGAAAGUGUCCUACCACCAGUAACUGUGCCUUUUGAACAAGGUCUAGGACAGAAGUUCAGGCAGCCCUCUGGAACUGGGAUUGAUUUUGCUAUGUUUGAGGAGUCAGAAUUACUGAAAGUAGAUGAGGUGGGUAUCUAUCAUCUAGCAGUGAAAGCAGAUGCAUUGCCUGUCAAUCAGAAUGGAUCAGAUGGAAACCAAGUGUCAGGAGCCAUGAAUUCUCAGAUAACCCAGGCUGUGUUUGAGAAGGAGAAGGGUGAAUACCAGACAAGAGUAGUGAAACAGAUUCUGUGGGUUAAUGGGAUGAGGUAUGAGCUGCAAGAAAUAUAUGGAAUUGGAAAUUCAGUUGAUAAUGAUGUUGAUGCAAAUGAUCCUGGAAAAGAAUGCGUUAUUUGCCUUUCAGAGCCUCGGGACACAACUGUUCUUCCCUGCAGACACAUGUGUAUGUGCAGCUCAUGUGCGCAGGUUUUGAGAUGCCAGACUAAUCGCUGCCCAAUUUGUAGGCAACCUGUUGAGAGGCUUUUGGAGAUAAAGGUCAACAAUGGCCCUGAUGAAUAAGAUGAGAACAUGUUUCUUGGACUAUCUUCCUGUAUAAUAGUAGCUUGUUGUUGUCUUUUUUUUUUCCCCUUCUCUUAUCACUUCUCAUUUGCCCUUUUGUCCUCUCUUUUGUUUUACAUUUCAGGCGUUUCCAAUAAUCAAACAGGAAGUUAUAAUCAAUUAUGCUACAUGGUAUGAAUGAAUUGCUCGAAUUUCAUACAAAAUAUAUUAGCGAAAUAGAUGGCAAAUGAAUUUGCUUCAUGUUCUACUUCAUUUACUUUUUUAGAUGCUAAUGAAGAAUUUACAUUAACUCAUUCUAGGAUAGAUACUUAGCUGUAUAACUGGCUGUCUAAAUUUUUGGGGAACCUGUUAAAAUCAAUCCUGAGAAUAGUCAUCAGCCUUGAAUUUCAUGACUCUGGUCUGGACGUACAUGGCAAUUUUAGUGUGACAGUAGUUUUGUCAGGUUUCUGUACAGUAAAACGGAAGUCUAAACGAGGUCAUUGGUGUGAUGCAGCCGACAAAACAUGGGUUUUUGUUUUGCCUAAUUUCUUUGGGAUGAUCAGUUCAAAACUGACAGCAAACAAGGACUUUCCGCGUUGUCAUUUUGCGUUACGCGUUAAAAAAAAGGGAUGUGCUUAGUUAGCCUGUUUCUUUUAUGGGGCCACACCUUGUAGACUUGUUCAUUCUCUCACAAACCGGUUCAAAAUUGCCCAAGCAUGGCAACAGGCAUUUGUAUGUCCAACGGGCUUGUGCAUCUUUAAGAGGUAAGGACAAACAUUAAUUGGCUCUUCUUCAUUCAACAACAUUAGCUGGAGAUAAAAGGACAACAAUUCUAGUGUAG
Molecule: messenger RNA, 2299 nt
Organism: Durio zibethinus
Lineage: Eukaryota; Viridiplantae; Streptophyta; Magnoliopsida; Malvales; Malvaceae
Product: putative E3 ubiquitin-protein ligase LUL2
Biological process (GO): protein ubiquitination
Molecular function (GO): ubiquitin protein ligase activity
Source: RefSeq, a predicted model, not a curated record